GGCGCGGCCAAACGCUUGGGCUAUUUACUAGGCUAUCGCGAUCGGGAUACGACCGUCGGUCGCGUCGUAUAGUCUGUGCCUAGUAUACACGUCCAAACGGGUCCAAUCCUCUAAAAACGUGAACCAACUGAUGAAUGUUGUGACCUGAGCUGUGAGCCUUUGGCAGAUUUUGCGAUUAUUGAGGACAUAUUGUUCUCCAUUUAUAUCAUCAUCAUCAUCAUGUCCACGAGAUCAUGCAGAACGAAACAGAAUCCACGCGAACUCUUGGAGCAAAUGCUUGAAAGAACAAGUUUGACAACCAGGCGAAUCGCUCAUGUAAAUGUUCAAGAUGUUGGUGGAGCGGCUUACACCAGGGCCCAUGAAGCAUGGAGGAGGGACAAAGAGGAGUCUAUUCGUAAAGCUGUGCAGGAGACAGAGGAAAGAGCAGCUCGGAUCUUGAGAGAAACUCUGGAAAAGGCAAUGAAAAAGGCUGCAGACGACAAGAGGGAUGCAUUGGAAGAAGCGAGAUUGGAAGCAGAAGCCACUGCUGAAAGAGUCAGAUCAUCUAGAGAUCAAAUGGAAUCAGAGCGUUUUGCCAAACUGACUUGGGCCUUUAAGAAGGAGAAGGAAGAGGCUCUACGGAAACAAUGGGAGGAAUGUGAGAAGAUGAGAAUGAAAGCAGUAGAGGACGCUAUAGCAGAGACUACCCGUCAAUUACGCAAACAGUUCCUUGUUGCAAAGGAAUUUGCUGUUGCAAGAGCCCUCAAAAUUGCAAGAUUUCAUUUUUCCUAUCGUUUGAAGAAGGCAAUAGAAGCAACAAAAGAGGAGUGCAAUAGGUUGGCAGCAGAGGAAGCAGCAAAGGCUGCAAAGCUUCAUAGAGAAGAAACUAUGAGACUCAAUAAGAUUAUUCAUGAGAACGAAAGGGAGCUUCGUGAUGAGAUGCAAGCCAGAAACUGGGUACAGACAGACUUCCAGGAUAUUCAGAAUGACUACAGACGUUUUCUGGACUACACGGAUGGUAAAUACCAUUCAGAUUAUAUGCUGAGAUUGAGGAAACAUGGCAUGAAAUUUGACACAAACUUUGACCCGAUAGACGAGGAUGCAUGGGUGGACAUAUUCCCGUUACCAACGUACCUACAUCGCUACACACGCAGGAGUAUGGUGACCCCUCAUGAUGUUACCAAAGAUAUGAACUUUGCACCACCAAAGACUGAUCAACGCACUACCAAAGACUGAUCAACAUGAAUUUUUUUAAAUCCGAGCAAUAUUCAUUUUUUUUUAAUGAAGGAACAGUAUUUGUCUAGGUUUUGUGAAAAAGGGUUUUUAAACAACUUAUGAAUUUUUAUAAAACAAGUCAUUUAAAUGAUAUCUUGAUGUUUCUGUUUGUGGAGUUGUCGUGGUCUAGUGGAUACGUCACCGGACUGUGGAUCACAUGAUAUGCGGUUUGAGUCCCUCCGCGGCACUAAUGUAUUUUGGCAAGACACUAAUCUACAUUUUUGCCGCUCUCCAUCCAGGUGAGGUUAAUGGGUACUUGGCAGGAAUUGUUUCCUUGAAAUGCUAGAGCGCCAUAAUGGCAGCCAUGCUAAAGCCGGGUAAUAAUUGUGGAGCACCAGGAGUGUCAAAUUUGAUAGACAUGAGCGCAGUACAAGAACACACUAUUAUUAGCAUGUCUAGUAAUUAUGUACCUUGCCUGUUAAUGUCCAUCUGCUGAUGAGCACAGAAUGAUAUUUUCUUCAAGAUUUGAUGCUGACUAUAUUUCUGUCAAUUUUAGUUGCAUUGGAUCUUAUUUUUCAACAACUCAAAGGAUAUAUUUCUGUUGUAUGCAUCGAUCUGCAAAAAUAUAACCCAAAACAUAAUAUUGCCCUCGAGCAUUGGAUGUUAGGAUAUAGUGAAACAUUCUUCUGUCUACGAUGAAAGGGGGGAGGGGGGGGGGGGGGUUAAGGAGAAAUAAACUUCCCUUCAACUUCAUCUUGUCAUCUUAAUAGCUGCGAUUUGAAAUGUCAGAUGUGAUUUGAUUAUAUUAUAUAUAUAUAUAUAUAUAUAUAUAUAUAGAGCAUGAAUCUUUCUUGAACCUUAAAUGAAUGUAUUUGUUACAAUAUAAAUGUAUACAAGAUUCUGGUUUAACCCUAGUUUGUAUAGCAAUAGGAUGGAUUCACAAUUUACAGUGCACCGGUAAGCCACAACAGGCCAAUUUUUUCAGCUCGUGGUUUAACAUCUUUCAAACCCAUGCAGCACAGAAAAACGCUAGCUAUCGAUCGAAAUGACCAAAGUGGUCCAAACUGUAAAUUCAUUCAGUGGGAUUGCACACAUCUUUGUCAAAACCUGCCCAUCAAAAUUUAGCCUGAUUUGGAAAAAAAUCAAUAUAAAUACUUAGUUUGGGCUAAAAAGAAAUUGCAGAAAUGACUAAAGUGUUGUGAGUUGGAAUUAUCGCAAAAUCUCACCCAGAUAAUCUAUUGAAACUUUCCCUACCAAAAAAAUCUGAUUACCCCUAGCAAUCUUUAAAAUCUCUUUAAAACCUCUUUAGUCUUUAAUUCCUCAGUAAUUUCUUCCAAUAUGCUUCCAUGUUAUUAAUUCCUUGUGCAAUGUUUUGAGGUUAGAUUCUCAUAUUCACAAAAUUUGUCAGGUGUUUGAUAUGCAUGCAGACUAUAUUUAUUGAGUUACUAUCUUCAUUCCGUCCUGUGCAGUAUGAUUCUAUACCAUAAUAAAUAUUUUGUAUACAA
Messenger RNA from Strongylocentrotus purpuratus (purple sea urchin), 2699 nucleotides. RefSeq names its product stress response protein NST1. The record is from RefSeq and is a predicted model, not a curated record. Lineage: Eukaryota; Metazoa; Echinodermata; Echinoidea; Camarodonta; Strongylocentrotidae. Bases 220 to 1215 code for a protein of 331 amino acids. The transcript has 6 exons.